CCUCACCACCACCGAGUGGCGUUCUGACGAGAGAGAGGAGAAAUGUCGUCGAGCAUUCUCCGUUUCGGCGCAUUUGAUGUUACGUCGCAGGUGUUUGCGUCUACACGGCACGCAAUGGCUUUCGUCAAUCUCAAGCCCAUUGCUCCGUUGCACGUACUCGUCGUACCGCGUCUCAAUAGGUACAGGCGCCUCAAUGACCUGCCGCCGGACGUGCUGGGCGACGUCUUUGGCCUGGUCCAGGCCGUGCAGCGCGGCGUGGAGCGGGCGGCCGCGUGCGCCUCAUCGACAAUCAGCAUUCAGGAUGGGCCAGAUGCGGGGCAGACGGUUGACCAUCUCCACGUUCACAUUGUGCCCAGGCGCAAAGGCGACUUUGAGCCAAACGACGCCAUCUACCCCAAACUUGAUGAGUUUGGCCUGAAACUUCGGGCUGCUCAGCUGUGCGGGACCAUCGAGGACGAAGCGAGACAUCCAAGGAAACAGGAAGAAAUGCAGAAAGAAGCACAGUGGUUGGCGAGGGAGCACUUCGCAGAUCUUCAAUUUACCCCCCAAUAG
Acaromyces ingoldii is the source of this 552-nucleotide messenger RNA. RefSeq names its product Diadenosine tetraphosphatase. The coding region runs from base 43 to 552 and encodes 169 amino acids. The record is from RefSeq and is a predicted model, not a curated record. Lineage: Eukaryota; Fungi; Basidiomycota; Exobasidiomycetes; Exobasidiales; Cryptobasidiaceae. The transcript has 2 exons. Gene Ontology annotation, molecular function: catalytic activity.